ACUGUGUGUUCCUCACAGCUCCAGGGCCAGACCCUGCUGCCCUGCUGCAGACAACAAAGCCAUGGUCUCUGUGCCCUGAUCCUGCAGAAGCUCAUGGGGAGCUCCAGAUUGGCACCCUUGCUCCUGCCUCUCCUCCUGCUCUUUAGCCGAUCUGUGUCUGCUGAGGUUGGCUGUCCCUACCUGCCACACUGGACCAGCCGCUGUCUACUGGCCUCCUAUGUGGAUAAGAGUUUCGCUGGCCUUCAGUGGGGCUGGUUCCCUCUCUUGGUGAAGAAAUCUAAAAGGCCUCAUAAGUUUGAAUUCUACUGGAGACGCCGGACACCAGCAUCCUCCCAGAGGAAGCUGCUAGGCAGCCUUUCCCCAUCUCUGGAAGGCCAACACAUUUCCAACCCCUUCCCAGCUAUCUCUCGCAAAGAGCCACGCUCCAAAAGGACCCAGCCGCCUUCAGAUGCAGAAGGCGUAGCGCAUCUUCCUGGAGCAGGUUCACAAAAGUGUGGAGGACCUGAAUUCUCCUUUGAUUUGCUGCCCGAGGCACAGGCUAUUCGGGUGACUAUUCCCCCAGGCCCAGAGGCUAGUGUGCGUCUUUGUUACCAGUGGGCACUGGAAUGUGAAGACAUGAGCAGUCCCUUUGAUACCCAGAAAAUUGUGCCUGGGGGCCACACUGCAGACCUGCCCUAUGAAUUCCUCCUGCCCUGCAUGUGCAUAGAGGCCUCCUACCUGCAAGAGGACACUGUGAGGCGCAAAAAGUGUCCCUUCCAGAGCUGGCCUGAAACCUAUGGCUCGGACUUCUGGAAGUCAGUCCACUUCACUGACUAUAGUCGGCACGAUCAGAUGGUCAUGGCUCUGACACUGCGCUGCCCGCUGAAACUGGAGGCUUCCCUCUGCCAGAGACAGGACCCGCUCAUGCCCUGUGAAACCCUCCCCAAUGCCACAGCACAGGAAUCAGAAGGAUGGUAUGUCCUGGAGAAUGUGGAUCUGCACCCCCAGCUCUGCUUUAAGUUUUCUUUUGAAAACAGCAGCCAUAUUGAAUGUCCCCACCAGAGCGGGUCUCUCCCGUCCUGGACUGUGAGCAUGACUACCCAGGGCCAACAACUGACCCUGCACUUUUCCUCGGGGACGUAUGCUACCUUCAGCGCUGCCUGGAGUACCCCAGGCUUGGAGCUGGAUACCCUGAUGCCUACUGUGUACAGCGUCAGCCAGACCCAGGGCUCAGUCCCAGCGACUUUAGAUCUCAUCAUUCCCUUCUUGAGGCCGGGGAGCUGCAUCCUGGUGUGGAGGUCAGAUGUCCAGUUUGCCUGGAAGCACCUUUUGUGUCCUGAUGUCUCCCAUAGGCACCUGGGACUCUUGAUCCUGGCACUGCUGGGCCUCGCCACUCUCCUGGGCAUAGUUCUGAGCCUCCUCUGUCGGCGCUUACUGCCUGGCCCAGGCCAGGCGCGGCCAAUUUUACUACUGCAUGCAGCCGACUCAGAGGCACAGCGGCGUCUGGUGGGAGCGUUGGCCGAACUGCUGCGGACCGCGCUGGGCGGCGGGCGCGACGUCAUCGUGGAUCUCUGGGAGGGGACGCAUGUGGCACGCAUUGGACCACUGCCGUGGCUGUGGGCGGCGCGGGAGCGCGUGGCGCGGGAGCAAGGCACGGUGCUGCUGCUGUGGAACUGUGCAGGCCCCAGCCCGGCCGGCAGCAGCGGCGACCCACACACCGCGUCCCUUCGCACCCUGUUCUGCGCUGCCCCAAGCCGGCUGCUGCUUGCCUACUUCAGUCGCCUCUGCGCCAAAGGCGACAUCCCCCGGCCUCUGCGCACUCUGCCACGCUACCGCCUGCUUCGCGACCUGCCGCGCCUGCUGAGGGCUCUGGAUGCUCGGCCUGCCACCCUAGCCACCAGCUGGAGUCACCUUGGGGCUAAGCGGUGCUUGAAAAACCGCCUGGAGCUGUGUCACCGGCUGGAACUCGCCGCCAAAGUUGACCACCAAGGCUCAGCCGAUCAUCCCUGCGGUUCCAGUUGUCUGUAGCCUCA
Molecule: messenger RNA, 2012 nt
Organism: Peromyscus californicus insignis
Lineage: Eukaryota; Metazoa; Chordata; Mammalia; Rodentia; Cricetidae
Gene: Il17re
Product: interleukin 17 receptor E
Molecular function (GO): interleukin-17 receptor activity
Source: RefSeq, a predicted model, not a curated record